UCCACCCGCGCACGUGGAUCUGACCUUUCACCUUCAGACACUUAUCAUAAAAUAAAUAAAUAAAAAUUGUAAUAAUAACCGCCUCACCUGAACCCUAAUUCUUGCAACAUUUUUUUUAAUCUUUGGAAUUUUGUUUUGACACUACAGAGUUUCCAUAUCCAUUUCUACAACUUUUUCGCUCCUCUGUAUCUGGUUCCGGAAUUCAAUUCCUCUCUCUCUUCGUAUCUACUAAAAUGGUAUAGAGAGGAAAUAUUACUUUUUAGCAGUUCAAGCUCGAAAGCUCUCAUCUUCUUGAUCAGUUCAAAGCUAAGUUUUUUUACGUGGGAGGCUGAUUUUCUUGAGGAAGUCUCAGGGUUUUUUUUCUCUGAAAAAAUGAAAGAAAAUGUGCUGGACGGAAUGAAAUCAAAGAGCCCUGUUGUUAGAAGUUUAAAUCAAGGCUCGAAGUUUUCCAUGUUGAUGGAUGGUGUGGGUUCAGCUGAAAAUAGCAGAGAUAAGGGGGUUAGGGUCUCUACAAAUGGGAACAAAGAUUUAUGUGGCGGCAAUUUGGAUGAAGUUGUUACAGUAGUUAAAAGCGAGGUCAUUGAUACUGAAGUCAAAGCUAAAAAUGGAAGUGAUAGUGAGGGUGUGGAAGAAAUGGCUGGCGAUGGUAUUGGCAGUGGUGAUGAAGAUGAUGAUGGUGUUUCACUUCUUGCUGAUAUUAGUACUGAAAUGGGGAAACUGGAUGCAAAAGAAAUUAGGGAUUUCAGUGAGAGGGAGGGAAAUAGGCAAAAUCCUCAUGAGUUGAAUGACAGCAACGAUGAGGAUGAGGGUUUCAGUAAUGGAGAGUAUGAGUUUUGUGUGGGUGAUUUUGUUUGGGGCAAGAUUAAGAGUCAUCCAUGGUGGCCAGGACAAAUUUAUGAUUCUUCCUAUGCUUCAGAUUAUGCAUUGAAGGUAAGGAAAAGGGAUAGUCUUCUUGUGGCAUACUUCGAUGGAACUUUUGCUUGGUGUCAUCCAUAUCAGUUGAAGCCUUUUGUGGAGAAUUUUGAGGAGAUGUCAAAGCAGAGUACAUCAAAGAACUUUGCCAGUGCUGUUCAGAAAGCGGUGGAUGAGAUUGGUAGACUUAUGGAAUUGAAGAUGACCUGUUCUUGUAUACCAAAAGCAAGUUUGGUUAGACUUGAACGACCGUUGACCACAAAUAGUGGGAUUAAGCAAGGAGCUUUUGUGCCUGAAUGUGGAAUUUCAAAACUUUGGACCUAUCUUUUUGGACCAUCAGAAUGCCUUACUGAACUAAAACGUGUUGCCCAAGUUGUUUCUAUGACUAAUAUGCUUGAGUUCACAGAGUUAAAGUGCUGGCUUUCGGCUUUUUAUCAUACCAAAGGGGGGUAUCAGCUCGCUUUAUACCAUGAACCGCAGCCAAUUCCAGGGCUCGAAGACAACAAUCAAAAUGGAGUGUUGGACAUAGUUCACGUCAAGGACAUGACAGAAGUCCCUAGCAAAGGCCCUGUGGAAGAAGAAAUCAAUUUGUCCUUGCUGAAGAAGUGCCUAGAGGCUCCAGAGAAUGGGCAAUACCACAGAAGAAAACAGAAAAGCAUUGCUGAAAUUAUGGAAGGAGAUGUGGAUGAGCAAGCCAAAAAUGUGGGGGAGGAUUCAGGGAAAGAGAGAACUGGCUCAGGAAAUCAGGUAACGUCAUCUGGAAGGAGGAAGAGGAAAGGCAACGAUGAAGCCAAUGUUGGGAGUAGUUCAAGUUCUAAACCAAAGAGAAGGAAAGUGACUAAGCUUUUAGAAACUACGCAAGUUACUGUGAGUGAAAUCGAUGGUGAAGAAAGGGAUGGUGUCACGCCAGAGGAAGAAAUUCAAAAGGUUCAUCUGUCAAGGGAGAAGAGGAAGAGUAAAGGCUCAAGCACUGAAAAUGAUGCUGGUGGGAGCAAAGAAGGAAGGAAUGCCAGCCCUAUUUCUAGAGAAAGGAAGAUGAUUCAAAAAGAUGAUGGUGAGUCCAAAGACCACAAUGAGAAGGGCUUCCUGUCAAGGGAAAGGAAGAAGAGCAAGUACCUGUCACCUCCUUACAUUAAUACAGAUAGGAGGCAAAACAAAAGAGACAUGAUAGCCGAAUAUUUGAAAAUUUCUAGUGAAGCUCAAGUGGCACUGGAGAUGACAAAGGCUUCUGACAGUGUUAUUGAGUCUGGGUCUCCUCCAAUUAAUUUGUGUAGUGAUCAGGUGGUACAGAAGAAGGACUCUAAAGAUGUUGGUGUAGGGCAUCAGACAUCUGAUGCCCUAAGUCCUGAAACAGUACAACUAGAUCACAACACAAACAUUGAUGCAAAGAAAGUUAAGGUAUCCUCUAAAAAAAUCAUAUCUGGAAUCCGCUCAAUUGCAGUUGAUCUAAGUUCUUUAAAGAAUAAUCAUUCUCUUGAUGUGAUUGGGGAGUUUCUUUACGCAUUUAGAAGCUCAGUCUAUUGCAAUGGAUCCAACUACCAAAUUUACAACAAAAGUCAGCCUCGUAGAAAGAGAAAGACACUAGAACGUGAACCCAGUUCUUCAGCAAACCAUCAGAAUCAAACCAAUCAAAAGCCCCCGGAACAGACAACUCGGCGAAAAAAACUCAAGGAGAAUGAAGAUGAAAAAUUGGAUACAUUGAAACUCAAGCACUCUGCAGCGGCACCUCCAGUAAAGACAAGAGAAGGGGAAAUUGAUGGUAAAGCAAAAUCAUCUAAACCAAAGCAAGCUGCAAGAGUAGAGGAUAAGAAGAGGGACGAUAAAGAAACUGAUGAGGAACCAACACAAAAUAAAAAUGCCAAUGAGAAGAAAUCAGGUGGGAAAGCCUCACCUGCAUCACUCUCUGUGACAUUUGGCCCAGGAUCUGAGCUGCCUUCUAAAGAUGAUCUUAUCAAAAUGUAUAGCAAGUUUGGAUCUCUGAAUGAAGAAGAAACAGACAUGUUCUAUAACAAUUUCGGAGCCCAGAUUGUUUUUCUAAGAAGCUCCGAUGCAGAAGAAGCCUUAAAAAGUUCUGAGAUCAGCAGGCCCUUUGGAAACUCUAAUGUCAAAUUCAGGCUUCAGCAUUGCUCCUCUCCAUCCAAGAUGCGGAAACGUAAGGAGAUAUCAAAUGCAAAAUCUAUUUCAGCUAGUGAGAGUAAAACACCGGAAAAGAAAUCUGCUUCUAAAUCAACUGUUGAUGAGUCCUCACCAUUCAACUAUGUAAGACAGAAACUGGAGAUGAUCGCUUCAGUGCUGGAGAAAUCAGCUGGAAAGAUGACACCUGACUUGAAAUCCAAAUUAGAGGGCGAGGUAAAUGGCCUCUUGGAAAAGGUAAAAGCCGUGGUUAGUUCUGCACCAUCUUAGAUUUGACCAUGAAAGCAUAAUAUUUAGUUUUUCGAUUCACAGAACUACCAUUUACUAUACAUAAGUGCUGAUGCAUGUGUAGAUGUAGAGAUAGUAAUUACUACUCCUUAGAUUGUUGUAUGGAUGUAGGAGUAAGUUCACCGAAUUCUCAUUUGUGUAAAAGGUAUGAUACAGAGGGCUUGCUUUAGUUAUAGUUGUGAACUAUUGCAUUUAGUUAUCCCUACAGAGUUACCAUUUAGUGAUUCACUGCCUGGAUCAUAAGAAGUCAUUAUUCAGCCUUUAUUUGCUAAUACAAGAACAACAAAUGCUUUUUGAA
Molecule: messenger RNA, 3631 nt
Organism: Mangifera indica (mango)
Lineage: Eukaryota; Viridiplantae; Streptophyta; Magnoliopsida; Sapindales; Anacardiaceae
Exons: 2
Coding region: 373-3315 (980 amino acids)
Source: RefSeq, a predicted model, not a curated record